Messenger RNA from Phyllotreta striolata, 576 nucleotides. The record is from the annotation of a GenBank genome assembly. NCBI's taxonomy places the organism in Eukaryota, Metazoa, Arthropoda, Insecta, Coleoptera, Chrysomelidae.
GCCAAUGUCACUAAUGUCAGUAACUCUAUGAUCUAACCAAAAAUAAAUUUACAAAAUACCAUCUACUUUUAGAUCGAAAAAUCGCGUUUACGAUACAAUACUAAACCAACAUGAUAACUAAAUCGCUUCUAGACAAUUCGAGGAAACUAAUACCGAUAUUGGCGAGGAGGUACGUCUCCACGUCGAAGGGCCACGGCGAAAAAGCCACGGGCGCAGUGCAAAGCAAGCCCGAGGAGAAAAAUUGGAUGAGCUAUGGUUUCGAUCACUACAACAAAGAUGACGACAGAAGGGCCAUGCAUUCGGUAACGUUCGCUUCGAUAACGCUGUGCUUGGUACUCGGGGGCUUCUACUUCGCCUACAUGCCCGACGUUAAUCUCAACGAUUGGGCCCAAAGGGAGGCCUACUUGGAACUGCACAGAAGAGAAGCCCAAGGCAUAUCUCCCAUAAACCCCAACUACAUAGACCCUAAGAGGAUCAACUUACCGUCGGAUUCCGAGCUCGAAGGUGUAGAAAUUAUUAUUUAAAUAUUAAUUGUAUGAUCGAUUUGUAAAUAGUAACAUUAAAUUCGAUUAAUGU